This is a messenger RNA of Siniperca chuatsi (mandarin fish), 5415 nucleotides long. It is a transcript of the gene matr3l1.1, whose product is annotated as matrin 3-like 1.1. Gene Ontology annotation, molecular function: zinc ion binding; RNA binding. The transcript is spliced from 23 exons. Gene Ontology annotation, cellular component: nucleus. Gene Ontology annotation, biological process: poly(A)+ mRNA export from nucleus. Bases 220 to 4527 code for a protein of 1435 amino acids. The record is from RefSeq and is a predicted model, not a curated record. Lineage: Eukaryota; Metazoa; Chordata; Actinopteri; Centrarchiformes; Sinipercidae.
UGUUUACCCGCCGCCAAACACCAACGAAGAAGAAGGAGCACCCUGCAGUCAGUUAACGCUAGCUUCUCACAACUAGCUCGACUUUCUGCAUUUCUCUUCGCUAAAAACAGCGUUUUCACUCGUGGGCUUUUUUUUGUUUCCUGUAUUUAUCAGCGACUGCGUGAUUUUUACUUGACAGAAUUAAUUUAAGGAAACGCCCCGAGCGUUUCUCCUCCCAUCAUGUCUCACAACUACCCGUACAGACAACCGCCGUCUGACUCCGAUCUCAGACCUGAUCCCGGACCUUACAGCUCCUCAGACCGCCGUCACGCCUCGUCGGACCACGCCUUUUACAGGGCGCCUCAGGAGUCCUCCUCGUGCUACCCGUCCUCUUCCUCCUCCAGAGGAGCUCAGUGGUCGCAGGACGGCGCGCUCAACAUCCUGAACAGCUGCGGUCUGGAGCCCGGCGACCUGGCUCUGCUGGCCGAGCUGCCUGAAGACGUCCUCACCGUCGAGUCCCUGCCUCAUGUCCUCAACCAGAUCAAAGGAAAGAGGGGGACCAUCAAACCUUUCCCUCCCAACGCUCUGUCUUCUUCCGCUUCCUCCUCUUAUACCCCCAGCUCCGCCCGUCGACCCGCUGUCGGCCCCUCCACCAGCGACUGGGAUCAUCACCGCAGUCAGCCAGUACCCGGUUACCUGGUCCAGUACCCGCUGGACAAGGUAACCCCCAGUCCUCUUCCAUUUGAGCAGGACCUGGACCGCUGGGGAAAUCCCAGGACCAACAGCGCUGUCAGAGCAGACCCACCAUCUUCAUCUUCAUCCAGCUACAUGGUGGACUUCAACCACAGACCGGGACCCUCUGAGUAUGGUAAGACAGGCAGAGAGGCUGGUCGAGUUUCCUCUCAGGACUUAAACCACAGACCAGGACCCUCUCAGUAUGGUAAGACAGGCAGAGAGGCUGGUCGAGUUUCCUCCCAGGACCUCAACCACAGACCAGGACCCUCUGAGUAUGGUAAGACAGGCAGACAUGCCGGUCCUGUUCCCUCUCAGGACCGACCCUCUUUCAGCUCGGCAGAAAGAGGCAAAGACAGUCGUUCUUGCCGUUUCUCUCAGCCUGGACCGGCUGAUCCCAGGUCAGCUCCUCCUCCUGAAGAGCACCAUCCGAAAACUCGUGGGGGACGCCGUGAGUCUGAGACCUCCUCUAUCAGGAGCAGCAGCCGGCCCGCCGCCUCGAUGCCCUCCAAGAAAGAAGCUAAGGACUUCCACGGGACGUCUCCGCCGGUGUUCCCGUACUCAUGCUCCCUGUGUGAUAUCACUGUGAUGUCAGAGAAGGUGUGGAUUAAACACAUAAACGGCACUCAGCAUGCAGACGGACAGCUCAACCUGCUGCAGCGGUUUCCUAACUGGGACUGUCGCUUGGAGACGAUCAGCAGGGCCGACAGCCAAUCAGAGAAGUGGAAGGAUGAAGGAAAACCUGGCCGGCAGCCCCAGACAGCCAAUCAGAACUCCAAGUCACAGUCAAAUAAAAAAACUCAGAAGAAGGCUUCAGAGAAAGGUAAAGUGGUGUGUGUGAAGUUUCCAGCUCAGUCUGUGGAUGAGACGUACCUGAGAAAACUGAUCGAACCGUUCGGAAAGAUCGUCAAGAUCCUCAUGUUUCCAUCUUUAGCGUUUGUGGAGCUGGGCUCCGUGGAUCAGGCGAAGGACUUGGUGAAGUUCCACGUUAACUAUCCUCCAACUGUGAACGGAGAGCAGAUGGAGUUCAGGAUCUCCAACACUUUCAGCUUCCUCCAGAGUUCUCGGGUGGUGAGUUUCUCUCCGGCUCCAACGGGAGAGAACGGCCAAUCGGAUCUGUUCAGCAUCAUCAAACGCUUCGGCCCGCCGCUCUACACCCUGUUCCUGCCGUCUAUGGCGUUCGUAGAGAUGAAAAAUACUCCUGAUGCUCAGAAGCUGGUGGAUUAUUAUUCCUCCAACACUCUGAGGAUCAACAGCGACUUCAUCAGAGUUUCCUUCUCUGGAGAAUACAAGAGCCUCAUGCGGGUCGCUUCAGCUAAGAGGUACGAAGAGGAGAGCUGUUCGACGAAGAGGACGAGGAGUUCGAGCCGAGACAAAGAAGACAAGGCGACGGAGACGAAGAGGAGGAAGAGCAGUAAAGACAGAGAGAAGGAGGAGGAGGGAGAGAAAUCCAGCAGAGACAGGAGAACCAGAACCAGGUCCAGGUCCAGAGAAAAGUCCACUAAAGAGAAAACUGCCAGGUCCAGGUCCAGAGAAAAGUCCACUAAAGAGAAAACAACCAGGUCCAGUUCCAGAGAAAAGUCCACUAAAGAGAAAACAACCAGGUCCAGGUCCAGAGAAAAGUCCACUAAAGAGAAAACUGCCAGGUCCAGGUCCAGAGAUAUAUCCAGCAAAGACAGGAGGGCCAGAACCAGGUCUAAGUCCAGAGAAAAAUCUAGAGAAAAGUCCAGCAGACAGAAGAGGUCCAGGUCCAGAGAUAAAUCCAGCAGAGACGGGAGGGCCAGAACCAGGUCCAGGUCCAGAGAAAAGUCGGUGGUACCAGAGAAAACGGAGACGACUGACACGGAGUCCAGGACUGAUCCUGAUCCAGCUCCUGCCGGAGACUCCAGACCUCAAGCUGAAGAGAAAGAACAGACCGAGGAGGAAGCAGAGUCGUCCGCAGAGGAGAGCGACAUCGAGGGGAUGGAGGUGAUCGGAGAGGAUGGAGAGAACGUGGAGGAUGCUGAUGUAGAGGAGGAGAAGGAGGAGGAAGACAGCUGUCCUGCAGAGAGAACAGACUCACCUGAAGAAGGUAAAGAGGAGGAGGUGAAGGACGGAGAGGCUGAUGAUCAGGAGCAGCAGGAGGAGAGAGGAACGGAGAGGGAGGAAGAGCCUGAGGAGGAGGAGGAGGAGGAGGAGGAGUCCAACAGAGAAGCAGAGGAGACGUCAGAGACUCAGCUGGAGGACGACGAGGAGGGACCAGAUUUCCCAGUAGACCUGGAGAACUGCAUCACUCUGGAUGAACUGGGAGAAGACCAGUCUGAUGACCAAGAUGAAGUCAGAGAUGAACGCCAGCGUCCGUCCACCCGAGUGGUUUACUUCAGAAACCUCCCGCUGCAUUUCUACACCGACACUGAGUUCAUCAACCUGGUGAAGGAUUGUGGGACGGCGGUGCGCUACUUCAGGGUCCACCGCCGCCGAGAGGGUUUCAUCGAGAUGUCGACGUCUUCGGAGGCUCUGAGAGCCGUUAAAGAGCUGACCCGUAAACCUGUCGCCUUCAGCGCCUCCAAACUCCUCGUCCAGAUCUCCAACAAGUACAGCAGGCUCGCCAACGGGUGGGCGGUUCAGUCGGCCAAGGGCGAGGAGAAGAGGAGCGAGAGACGAAACAGGGACGAGCCCAACAGGAAGUCUGAGGGGAGGAAGGAGUCCGCGUCUAAAAAGACUCCAGAAAAGGAGUCCGCGUCCAGAAACUCUCCAGAGAAGAAGUCAUCAGCAAAAAAGACUCCAGAAAUGCAAUCAGCUGCCAAAAACACGUCGGAGAAGACUUCCGGAACAACGCCAGAGAGGGAGUCGGCCAAUAAAAAGGCUGCAGAGAAAGAGUCGGCCAAUAAAAAGGCUCCAGAGAAAGAGUCGGCCAAUCAAAAGGCUCCAGAGAAAGAGUCGGCCAGUAAAAAGGCACCAGAGAAAGAGUCGGCCAAUAAAAAGGCUGCAGAGAAAGAGUCGACCAGUAAAAAGGCUGCAGAGAAAGAGUCGGCCAGUAAAAAGGCUGCAGAGAAAGAGUCGGCCAGUAAAAAGGCACCAGAGAAAGAGUCGGCCAGUAAAAAGGCUGCAGAGAAAGAGUCGGCCAGUAAAAAGGCUCCAGAGAAAGAGUCGGCCAGUAAAAAGGCACCAGAGAAAGAGUCGGCCAGUAAAAAGGCACCAGAGAAAGAGUCGACCAGUAAAAAGGCUGCAGACAAAGAGUCGACCAAUAAAAAGGCUGCAGAGAAAGAGUCGACCAAUAAAAAGGCUGCAGAGAAAGAGUCGGCCGAGACGGAGCCGGUGCCUGAAACAAGUCAAGACAACAAGACGUUAAAAAGAAAAGGGACUGAUGAGAACGACUCGGCGCCUGAAAAGAAAGACAGGAAGAAGAAGGAGUCGGCGAGCGACGAGGCCCAAAGACAACAGGAGGCCGCUGAAGCUCCAGAAGAAGAAAAGUUAGAGGUACACGAGAAGGAGACGUCUGAACCAGGACUGAAGGAUUCUGGGAAGAGUCCAGAUCAACCAGACUCUACUGGAGAUUCUCCAAAACCACAAACUGAACAGAAACCUGAUGACCGACUGCAGGACUCGGAGGCGCAGGGGGAGCAGCUGUGUGGACCUGCGGGGGGCGCUGCAGAGCCGCAGGACCCCACCAAACCUGUUGGAACCGAGUUUGUUCGACCGGUCGUCGGUUAUUUCUGUAACUUGUGUCAGCUGAUCUACGCUGACGAGGACGAAGCCAAACUGCAGCACUGCAGCAGCCUGACGCACUACAGGAAGUACCAGGAGAAGACGGGGAAAGACCCGUGGGCGAGCUGAAACACCCAGAGACUGAUUCAUUUAGCGUUAAGUCCUCCUCCUUCAGAGCUGAGGUCUGUUUCAUUUUGUCUGGAUUCAGUGUUUUGCUCGAGGACACUUCAGCAGGUCGACGGUUUGAAACCCGACUUCACGUUGUGGAAACAUCUGGAGCCGCUUCGUCUUGAAAUCAAACUGAAAACGUUUACGAAAGUAAACUAAAGCUGCUAUUUGUAGUUUCAGGACGUCGAGUUUUGUUUGUUUUUAUGGAGAAACAGUUCGAGAAUUCACUCAAAGAAACAAGUCGGGUUUCAGGAAACUGGUUUAUUUUAUAAAACAUCAACAGUUCAACAUUCAAAGUUGCUUCUCUCGGAGGAUAAAAAGAGGCUGAAAGGAAAAGUUUGACAUUUUAGUAAAUUCAUGUAUUUUCUUUGAAAGUUCCUGGCCAAAUCCUCUAAACUAUAAUCUCACUGAUGAUCGCGUUACUUUAAUUCAGACAAACAACAGCGUAUCCAUCCGCUAAGUGCCAGGAAGUCACUGGGCGGAUGGAUACGCUGUCAUGAACUAGUCCCAGGACUUCAGCUUGACUCAAUCCCCAAACUGUUUCACGUAAAAACUACAAACCAGAUAAAACAAAACGUGUUCAGCAGUGAGAUUUAGUGCACAGAGCCACGCUAGCUGUUCCCCCCCGUCUCCAGUAUUUAUGCUAAGCUAACAAGAGUAGUUCCCAAAACGUUUACGAUUCCUUUAAUCCAACACUCGCAUGUCCAUGUCAGGAGUAUUUGUUGUGAUCGUUACUGCUUUUAAUAACUUCAGCUGUAUUUCCUGCUGCUGCGUCGCUUCAAGCUAUUUAUUAUGUUCAUUGAUUAUUCUGUUCGUUAAUUUCCUGAUGGUUUGGUUUAUAAAAUGGUG